AUGGUGAUAAAUGGGUCUCACCUGAACAACAACUCCUCGGCAGAGCGCCCGCCGUGGGUCACCACAACUUUGGGCUGUUUCCUCAUCUUCACCAUCGUGGUGGACAUCCUGGGCAACCUGCUGGUUAUCUUCUCCGUGUAUCGGAACAAGAAGCUCCGGAACGCAGGGAAUAUUUUUGUCGUCAGCCUGGCAGUAGCAGACCUUGUGGUGGCCAUCUACCCGUACCCCUUGGUCCUCACCUCAAUCUUCCACAAUGGCUGGAACCUGGGCUACGCCCAUUGCCAAAUCAGUGGCUUCCUCAUGGGCGUCAGUGUCAUCGGCUCCAUCUUCAACAUCACUGGCAUUGCCAUAAAUAGAUACUGCUACAUCUGUCACAGCCUCAAAUAUGACAAACUGUAUAGUGACAAAAACUCUGUCUGCUAUGUGUUGUUGAUAUGGGCGCUGACUGUGGUGGCCAUCGUGCCCAAUCUAUUCGUGGGUUCCCUUCAGUACGACCCACGAGUUUACUCCUGCACUUUUGAGCAGUCGGCCAGCUCGGCGUACACAAUUGCUGUUGUGUUUUUUCAUUUCAUUUUACCCAUCAUGAUUGUCACCUACUGUUACCUGCGGAUAUGGAUUUUGGUCAUUCAGGUAAGAAGAAGAGUCAAGCCAGACAAUCGACCCAAGCUGACGCCACACGACGUUAGAAACUUUGUCACAAUGUUUGUGGUGUUUGUGCUUUUUGCUGUUUGCUGGGCGCCACUCAACUUCAUUGGCCUGGCUGUAGCAAUCAAACCAGAGGUAGUGGUUCCCCUCAUCCCAGAGUGGUUAUUUGUAGCCAGCUACUUCAUGGCCUACUUCAACAGCUGCCUUAAUGCCAUCGUGUAUGGUGUGCUGAACCAGAACUUCCGACGUGAGUACAAGCGCAUCGUGGUGUCGGUAUGUACAGCUCGUAUCUUCUUCCAGGACAGCUCCAAUGAUGCAGGGGAGAGGCUCAAAAGUAAACCAUCACCACUCAUGACCAACAAUAACCAGGUCAAGGUGGACUCUGUCUGAG
This is a messenger RNA of Nematolebias whitei (Rio pearlfish), 1036 nucleotides long. It is a transcript of the gene mtnr1aa, whose product is annotated as melatonin receptor 1A a. The transcript has 2 exons. Gene Ontology annotation, molecular function: melatonin receptor activity. Lineage: Eukaryota; Metazoa; Chordata; Actinopteri; Cyprinodontiformes; Rivulidae. Gene Ontology annotation, biological process: G protein-coupled receptor signaling pathway. Gene Ontology annotation, cellular component: membrane. Bases 1 to 1035 code for a protein of 344 amino acids. The record is from RefSeq and is a predicted model, not a curated record.